This is a messenger RNA of Aplosporella prunicola CBS 121167, 1089 nucleotides long. RefSeq lists its product as uncharacterized. The record is from RefSeq and is a predicted model, not a curated record. Lineage: Eukaryota; Fungi; Ascomycota; Dothideomycetes; Botryosphaeriales; Aplosporellaceae. The coding region runs from base 330 to 902 and encodes 190 amino acids. The transcript has a single exon.
GUGGUACCUAUGUCUUUCUCAUGGGAAGCAUUUGCAAGGAUUUGGGCAUGUUUGUGCUUUGGGCUUUUUGCUGGGUUGGAGGUUUAGAUUACUUAUACGGUUGUUUUAUUACUAGAUCUAGAAUUUGGGCGGCUGAUCUGUCGUGAGAGCAAGUCAAUGAACUGCGAGAUAUGUAGUAGAGAAUGACCGUUGAAUAGAUUGUCGGCGCGGUAUGGCGCUGCUGUCCGUGGUGUCUUAACAGAUGAUGUGUUGGUUGCGACUUUCGGCCGCUUGUACGGAUUACCCAAGUAGGUAACUAGGUAGGUAGGUACACCGCGCACCGACACGGCAUGAAACGACGAGCCUCCGCAACAGAAGACAUAUACCUAAGGCUCGGCGAACCAAGUACCGGCCAUCACAAAGCCACGUUAGCUACAGUCCGCGCCCGCGAUAAGGCCUGCAGACCCGCAGGCCGCAGGCCGCAGCGGUGGUGGUGGCGCAAGGCGUGGGGGCGGAAAGAGCUUGCCCUAUCACGCCUGCAUGCAUGCAUGACAACAGCCCGUGCCCCUCGGCUUGCAACCCACGGCCUGGGGAUCCACAGCCCACAAUAUGCAGCCUACGUCUUGCGUCCUCCGGCCUCUGCGGCCUGGUUGCCUAGCGGAAGGGCCAAGUGCGCUGGCGCCGGCUUAUUCUCAGCCUCAUUGCGGGUUAUAAGACGCGCGGGGCGAGGCUGGCUGCGCGCGCGCUUGUCUGCCUGUUUGCUUGCCUGUCUGGCUGUCUGUCUGUCUGAUUGCUUGCUUACUCACACAUCUUUUUUUUUUGUCGCACGACUUGAGGCUGUUUUGGUCUUAAGCUUGGUCUUGGUCUUGUCUUGGAGCCUUUUGAGGUGUGAUAUAAGUUGUCUUGCUGUUCGGUUUCUUUAACUACGACGACGACGACGACGACGACGACGACGGAAACGCGAGUGACGAGUGGGCAUAUCAUGGCGGCGGUUCAGGACGCUGGGCUGGAGAGAGUUGUGGAUGGGCCGGAGAUGGAACAGGAGCGCGAGGUCCUGGUGGUGCAGGAAAAAGAGCUGGAGCAAAAGUACGAGGAAAAGCGCGAAGAUGC